Harmonia axyridis is the source of this 706-nucleotide messenger RNA. Its product is annotated as prenylated Rab acceptor protein 1. The transcript is spliced from 3 exons. The record is from RefSeq and is a predicted model, not a curated record. Gene Ontology annotation, cellular component: Golgi apparatus. NCBI's taxonomy places the organism in Eukaryota, Metazoa, Arthropoda, Insecta, Coleoptera, Coccinellidae. Bases 56 to 649 code for a protein of 197 amino acids.
UAAAAUUAUUCUCAUGUUUCAUUUCUUCAGUAAAUUAAUUAUAAUUUAAAAUAAAAUGGGCGAAACAUCAGUAGACUUAUCAGGACAUAUUGAAAGUACUCCUGUUUCAGUAGAUCCAAAAGUAACACAAUUUCAAAGAUUUUUCCAUGUACCAAAUGAAAUUCCGGAUUUUAAAGAAUUGAUUAAACAAUCCAGUCAAAAAGUAAGACCAUGGAUGGAAUUCAUUAACACAAGCAAUUUCAAAACUGCACCCUCUCUUCCAAGAACAGCUAAAAGGAUAAAAAAAAAUAUAGAGUACUUUUAUGGAAACUAUAUAUUUGUAUCACUAGGUUUAGUAAUUUAUUGCCUAGUUACUUCACCACUAAUACUUCUUGCCCUUUGCGGAAGUUUUUACAUCAACCGAUAUGUGAACAGAUGUUAUGAAAGUAAGAAUUUGAAAGUAUUUGGACUGGAGAUCUCAAAAAAUCAGAGAUUUUUGGUUGUUGGUAUAUUAACGAUGCCAUUAUUAUAUUUGGUUGGUGUACAUGCAGCAAUAUUUUGGGUACUGGGUGCUUCCUUUAUGAUUAUCAUGCUUCAUGCUGCAUUUUAUAAUAUUGAAGUUGUGAAUCGGAGUCCAGAAACAGAAGCAUUAUUUGGUGAGGAGGUGUAAUUGUUAUGAUUUUGCAUUUAUUUUAUGAGGAUAUGAAUAAAAUGUUUUAUCUUUCUA